This is a messenger RNA of Cercospora beticola, 1306 nucleotides long. RefSeq names its product Sec63 complex subunit SEC66 (gene SEC66). Gene Ontology annotation, cellular component: Sec62/Sec63 complex. The record is from RefSeq and is a predicted model, not a curated record. Gene Ontology annotation, biological process: post-translational protein targeting to membrane, translocation. NCBI's taxonomy places the organism in Eukaryota, Fungi, Ascomycota, Dothideomycetes, Mycosphaerellales, Mycosphaerellaceae.
GGUCACGCUGAAAGAGCCACUUGUGACGACCGGCACUUCCAAUUCUCUUCAACUGCAACACACUCCUUCACCUCAACUUUUCGAUCAAGUACAGAGAACAUAUCAGCGACCCGAAAACGACAGUCCGCGCACUGAGCGCUUGCAUUAAUCAUGGCCGAUGCCAACUCGACCUUCAAUUCCACGAACAACGGCACCUUCAAUGGCACACACACCGAGUUCACGCCUCCUGCGCCCGGGAACUUCUGGAUAGGACUGCUAUGGCCUAUUCUCUACAUCACGAUCCUCGUCGGCUCCCUCUCCACAUUCUCCUCACUAUACCGCAAACGUCAAAUAGCAAAGGCCGCCGCUCUCGAAUCAUGGUUUCCACCGCACAAGGCACGGGACUUGUACCUCUCAUUACUACAUAUGGACCCAAGCGAAAACGCAGCGGAGGAUGAGAAGAAGUUGAAACAAGUGCCGGAUAACGUGUUGAAGGCUGCCUUGCUGGCCCGCGCUGUGGAAGACAUUCAGAGGAUCGUGCAAUUGAGGACGAGCAAGCCUGCUCUGCAAACACUGCUGCAACGAGGAAGCGUCGGAGACGAACUAUGGCAGAGGUACUUGCGUGCUGAGAAGGAGAUGGAGGAAGAGGUCAAGGAUGUGGUGAACGAGGCCAACGCAUUCGCACAAAACUGGGGACAAAUCAUCUUCCAAUCAGCCAACGAGAUCAACCAGAAUCGCAUCAUCAAGGAACGCAUCGCUGAGUUGCAGGCAACGACGGAAGCAGAGAAGGCUUGGUGGGAGAAGAGGAGAACAGGAAUUCAGGCAAACUUCAUGAAGGAGCUGGAUGAAGAGGAGACUGCGGCUGCAAAGGCCACACAGGCUGCAAUCGCAAAGGUCCAGGCACAACAAGGAAGCAGUGACGAAGACGCGCCCGUCAUGGUCGAAGCUGGCGGUCCCGACAGCGCUCAGGGCAGCCUUCGAGGGAAGAAGGGCGGCAAGAAGUAGAGUUCCUCGCUCCUUGCGACCUGACACCAUAGCGCCUUUCCAGAUACGACGAGUACGUUUCCGAUGUUCGACAGCGAGCUUUCCCAUCACAGGUCGCACAUCUCUUGCAGCAGAAAGGGUCAAAAGCUCAUGAGAUCAUGUUUCACGGCGCCAGAGGAGAACUCAUUACUAGCCAUAGUUCGCUCAGUUUUCUGCUUAUUUAUCCAUCAGCGUGGCGUUGUGGCUUGCUUUUUGGUUAGCGAUAGAGCAGAACGAGGGGAAAUGGACGGUCAGGCGCUAAUAUGAAGCGUCUGCGACCAGAUUCGACAGCAUCACUCUUAGU